Molecule: messenger RNA, 219 nt
Organism: Aspergillus viridinutans
Lineage: Eukaryota; Fungi; Ascomycota; Eurotiomycetes; Eurotiales; Aspergillaceae
Exons: 1
Coding region: 1-219 (72 amino acids)
Source: RefSeq, a predicted model, not a curated record
AUGACAGAGAGACGUCAAUCCAACGAUAAACAAGCGGAAGAGGCAACUGUUGGGCUCAGCUCAGAUCUGAGAACAUUACAACAGCUUACCUCUUCCGCCGAAGCUGCCAAAAAACACCGAGAGCAGUCUAAGGAUGAGAGAGCAAAACGAAAGUUUGAGGAAGCAGUCGAAGAGAUGUUCAAGCAGGUCGAAGAAGAAGGUCCCGCAAAGGCCAAAUAA